Messenger RNA from Chlorella variabilis, 1998 nucleotides. RefSeq lists its product as hypothetical. The record is from RefSeq and is a predicted model, not a curated record. Gene Ontology annotation, molecular function: protein binding. The coding region runs from base 1 to 1998 and encodes 665 amino acids. Lineage: Eukaryota; Viridiplantae; Chlorophyta; Trebouxiophyceae; Chlorellales; Chlorellaceae. The transcript is spliced from 6 exons.
AUGGGCCGCCUCUUCCUGCUGAAUCUGUCCAAUAACCGUCUCAACGGCAGCCUGCCAGCGGCCUGGUCCCGCCAGCUCACCCUGGUCAGGCUGGCUCUGGCACGCAACGCGCUGAGCGGCAACUUGCCAAGAGAGUGGGGAGCGCUGCGCAGCUUGCUGCAGCUGGACCUCGGCAGUAAUGCGCUGACUGGUGGGCUGCCACCCGACUGGGGCGCACUGCAGCAGGUCACCUCUCUGGACCUUUCCGGAAAUAAGCUUGGCGGUGGGCUGCCCCCUGCCUGGGCUCGCCUGGGAAGCUUGCAGGUCCUCUCGCUUCAGGGCAACCAGCUGACAGGGGCGGUACCACCAGGGUGGAAGGCACUGGCCGAUCGCUCCUUCCGCAUCGCUCUGGGCGACAACUCACAGAUGUGCGGCUCGGUGCCACCGAUGCUGGCCCAGGCCGUCCUGGCAGCGGGGUCCAGCAGAAAGGGCUCGGGCCUGGCCAGCCCCUGCAGCUGGGAAGGCGAUGCCACUGCGCUGCUAGCCUUCAAGAAAGGAGUGUCGGCGCAGCAGCCGCAGGGCGCCCUGAUCGACUGGCUGCCGGAGGCCAACCCCUGCUCAGCAGGCGAGUGGUCGGGGGUUGGCUGCCGCGAUGGGAGGGUCGUCAUUCUCAACCUGACCAAUGCGGGCCUCAAGAUUUCCACGCUGGAGCCGCUGAGCACCCUGGCUGCACUAGAGAAGGUGCUGCUGGCAGGGAACAACGCAGCAAACGUCAGCCUGCCAGCCUCCUGGGCUCGCCUGGGGCACCUGGCAGUGGCAGACCUGUCUAGCACCGGGGUGGCAGGCAGUCUGCCGCCCAUCUGGUCUCAGAUGCACAGCCUCAAGCAACUGCUCCUAAGCGGCAAUAGCCUGAACGGCACGUUGCCUGCUAGCUGGGCAGCGCUGCAUGACCUCGAAACGCUCAACCUGGCCCGGAAUGCGUUAAGCGGCAGCAUGCCCCCAGAGUGGGCUGCGCUAUCUUCGCUGGCCACGCUGGAUGCCUCCAGCAACUACUUAUCGGGCGCUCUUCCUGACACCUGGAAGGAUUUGGUCAGCCUGGAGGAGCUGCAGCUGGCCAGUAACAACUUGGCGGGCGCCAUUCCUGCUUCCUGGGCCCGGCUACCCUCGCUGACAGCGCUCAACCUGGGCAGCAACAUGGGGGUAUGUGGCGGGGAGCCAGAGUGGCGAGCAGGCACAAGGGUGCAUACCGAGGCCACCAACAUUGAUCAGAGCUGCAUCAUGGUCAGCACGAGUGGCACGAUGGCUGGUGUGGUGCUGGGCGUGUCAUUAACCCUCACCCUGGCUAGCCUGGCGGCCGUGGGGGCCAUGCUGGUGUACGUGCGGAGCCAGCGGAGGCAGCUGCAGCUGCUGCAGCGUGAGCGCAGCUCGGCAAGCUUCUCCUCCCUGCAUGGCGGAGCAGGGGUUGGCAGUGUCAAGCUGGCCUCGCUACAGACAUUCUCUCUGGCGGCAAAGGAGCCGCAUAAGACGCAUGCUGCGGAGCAGCAUGGCAAAGCAGCCAUGCUUUCAAUUCCCAACCCCUGGGAUGACGAGCAUGCUGGGUACAUCCAGGUGCCCCUGGCCACGCCGCACAGCGGCAUGCCAUCUGGCCUACCUUCUGUCAUGGUGUCGCCCACCCCUCCCUCCGCCCCCACCCAGGAGCAGGAGCACUGCUCACCAUCGCCAGGGUCUGGCAUGCCCUCACCAGAGCGCCGCAUGUGGCAGGUGGCAGCACACGCAGUUGAUCGGGGAGUGGACCUCACAGCUCGACGCGCUCGGCAGAAACGCCUCUUCCGCUCCCGCUCGGAGGCGCCCAACACGUUGACAGAUGCCGCCAGUCUUGCUGGGUCGCAGCAGGGCCAGCAGCAACAGCAUGGUGGGGGUCGGGUGGCACCUGGCUGGAGCCAGGACGACGGAGACCUGGACAUGCUGCGGGUGCACAGCCGCCUGGCAUUGCUGCCCUCCAACGGCAGCAUGGUGUGA